AUGAGCUCACGGCGUGUGGGUGCGGGCUCUCGCCGUAGCAGCUCUAGCCGCAAGCAGGCGCUAGAGGAGAUCAAGCGUAUGCGUGACGGCGUCGAAGCAGAGGAGACCACCAGCUCGAGUCGUCUGGCGCAGUAUAAGCCCCAGGAAGAGAGUAUCUACAAGGCCGUGACGGAUCAGGAGUACGAGGAGCUGGUGCGUCAGCGUCGUCAGGGUCUGCCCUUCGUUGAGAAUGACGACGGAGAGAUGGGCUACUAUGACGAUGGAGAGGAACAGUUCUUUGAGUCCGACCCGGAGGACACGGGAGCAGCUCAAGACGAAGAUGACUCCGCUGCCGGUAAGAAACGCAGCGCUGGCGCCUUGUCCUCGUCCUACGUCCGACGAGCUAAGAAGAUGCAACGUGCCAAGCUCGGAGGAGGAGAAGGACAGAAGAUUACUAACAUGUUCUUCUCCGCAUCCUCCAACAAGACUAAGACCAAUGGCGCAGCCCCUGGAGGAGUCAAGAGAACGACCGCUAAGAGAGAUAUCGAUCUCGACAGCAUGCUAGACGAUCUCACAAGCAACCCCACAGAGUCAAGGGCAGCGUAUGCGAGACCCAUGUCGUACGCGACGGGAUCUUCGACGUUCUCAAGCGGGACGUCGUCAGGCUUCACUGCCAGGAAGCCGUUCUCAGCCAAUACCUCAUCCUUUAUGAGUAAGGAUAACACUGCUGAACCUGCCAAGCCGAUUAUGAGUAAACGAGAGAUGAUGCUGCGGAAAGCGCGUGAACAACGUCUACAGACUUCGGCGCCUACUGCCAGAGCGCUGGCUGCCCCUGUGGAGCAGAAAUUACCGGAAGAUGGGAUGACGAGCUCUGUGCCUUCGAAUGAAGUGGCUGAAUGGUGGCACGUUGCAGGUGAUGAUGAUGCCAACGUCUCUAUGGCUGAUGCCUCAGCGGACGAUGCAGAACCCGAAACUUUACCGAGUGCUGCAGACUCGAUCCAGAUGUACUGGAUGGAUGCAGUUGAAGUCCGUGAACGACCAGGCAAGAUCUACCUGAUCGGUAAGAUGAAGAUCCCGAGCCCUGAAGGCUCUAACCAGCCGCCCACGUUCAGAAGUUGCUGUGUGGUGGUGAACAACUUGCAGAGAUACAUGUACCUUGUCCCCAAGGGCACCCCACUGAUCGAACUGAGUAACACGGAGCAGCAAGAAGCGUGGAUGAAGAUGCAUGAGGAGAUCCACAAUAUCCUGAUCCCAUCGUGUAUCACUAACAGACGUGACCAGGAGGUUUUCAAGACGAAACUGGUGGAACGCAAUUACGCCUUUGAAGAGGCGAACAUUCCACGUGGUAAGAACCAGUUCCUGAAGGUAAAAUACCCGGCUAAAUACCCAGCCCCGCCGUCGGACUUUUGUUCGCGUGGCGGCAAGACUUUCUCGCGUAUUUGUGGAGCUUUCACUAGACCUCUGGAGAAUUUCCUGCUUACUCGUCGGCUGUUGGGGCCAGGAUGGGUGGAGAUCAAGGGUGUACGCAAGUGCACUGAGGGUGUCAGCUUCUGCAAGAUGGAGUUCGAGACUUUUGACCCCAAGAACGUCAGUCCUAUCGCCGGUGGAAUGUCUCCACCUCCUCUGAGCGUGAUGAGUCUCAGUCUCAAGAGUGUGUGCAAUCCUAACACUGGCAAGCACGAGGUGGUUGCGCUUUCAGCGAUCACUGAGACAGGAAUCAGCUCUGAGGGUGCUGGCAAGGGAACCAAGGGCGCAAAACACACCCUGUCACACUUUACUGCUAUUCGCCCGCUCGAUGAAAACCACGGCUUCCCUCAGGCCUACGCCGAGGCAGUUCAAAGAGAUGACCGCUUUGGUAUGAAAAUGGAAAAUGGAGCGCUCGGAAUCAACAGCGAGCGAUUGCGGGUGGAGAUCAACGAGCGUGUCAUGCUCAGCUACUUCCUCACGCGUGUUCAGCUAGAAGACCCGGACGUGAUCGUUGGCCACAAUUUGCACAAGUACGCGUUGGAGUUGCUGAUCUCGCGUAUCGACAACUUUAGACUCGGUGGACUUUGGUCAAAGCUCACGCGUCUUCGUCGUGGUCGUCUCAACCCCAUGAAUGUGGGCGAAGGCUGGAACGAGUACAGGAUGGACGACAUGGUGAACGGCCGGCUUUUCUGUGAUACGUACGUGUCGUCGAAGGAGUUGCUGCCGUCGCAGAACAACUACACACUCUCGUACUUGGUAGAGCGACUUCUACACAAGCAGCGAUUGGACGUUGAGAUGACUGAGAUUCCUCAAAUUCUUCUUGGUGGGCCCGACAAUUUCGUCAAGUUCCUUCGCCAUACGCUUGAUGACGCUAUGUUUGUGCUUCAUUUGAUGCACAAACUCGAGAUCCUGCCGCUGUCCAAGCAGCUUGCGAACUUGUGUGGGUACAUGUGGACGCGUACGCUCGAGGCGAACAAGCGUGCAGAACGAAUCGAAUACUUGCUGCUUCACGAGUUCAGCCGUUCGAAGAAUAAAUUCAUCGUGCCGGAGAAGUUCAAGAGCAGAACUGAAGCUGACAAGUCCAACAAGAGACGAGAAGCGUCUUAUGCUGGUGGUAUGGUGUUCGCCCCCAAGAAGGGACUCUACGACAACUUUGUGGUGCUGCUGGAUUUCAUGAGUUUGUAUCCGUCCAUCAUCCGAGAGUACAAUAUCUGCUUCACUACUGUGGAGCGACAGCUGAACGAAGAUGUGUCUGGAGCGCCGUCAUCUAUAAAGAAGAAAAAGAAGUCGAAACCGAUGCCUCAGCCUGAGAAUGAUGAGGUAGUGGACGACGAAGACAUGGAUCAAAACCUUGAUAAUGCUGACGCCAGUGCUGACUCGGAGAUUCCAGCUCUACCGAGUAGCGCGAGCGAACCUGGUGUUCUGCCUGCUGUGAUCAAACGCUUGCUGGAAUCCCGCAAGCAAGUGAAGCAACAGCUUAAAAUUGAGCAGAAGGAGGGGAACGUUGAGAAGGCCAACAUGCUCGAUAUUCGUCAAAAGGCUAUCAAGCUGACGGCAAACUCCAUGUACGGCUGUUUGGGUUUCCGCUUCUCGCGCUUCUACGCCAAGCCCAUCGCUGCGUUGAUUACAUCGACUGGUCGACAGACUUUGCAGCGUGCCAAGGAGGUGGCUGAGCAGGAAUGCGGCUACGAUGUGAUUUACGGUGAUACGGACUCCAUUAUGGUUGAUUCGCGGACCGAAACUCUAGACGAGGCGAAGCGCAUUGGUCGUGAGAUUCAGGCUCAGUGUAACAAGCAUUUCAAGCUGCUGGAGCUAGAAGUGGACUACAUUUUCAAGCGGAUUCUGCUGCUGAACAAGAAGAAAUACGCUGCCUUAGUGAUGAAGGAACGACCUAACAGCGAACCUACGUUCGACAAGGAAGUCAAGGGUCUUGACAUGGUGCGUCGUGAUUGGUGCGUCAUCUCAAAGGCGGUGGGUAACGAGGUUCUCGACUUCAUCUUGUCUGGAAACUCGCGUGACGAUGUGGUGGAGAGUAUUCACGAACAUCUGGAGCAAGUGGCGGAACGUAUGCGCUCUGGAAAGGAGCCCAUUGAGCAGUACGUCAUCACCAAGAGCUUAAACAAGCAACCUGAGCAAUAUCCGGAUCGUGCCAAGCAAUACCAUGUCCAAGUAGCGCUCGCUUUGCGUGCUCUAGGCAAGCCAGUCGGAGCAGGCACGCACAUCGCAUACGUGCUGUGCAAGGAGGAAGAGCCUGGAAGUGGUCGUCGUGCCUACCACCCGGACGAAGUGAAGCGCGCGAACGGGAAGCUCAACAUCGACGUCGAGUGGUAUCUGGAGUCCCAGAUCCACCCACCAGUUAACCGUUUGUGUGCUCACAUUGAAGGAACUUCAAGUCCACAGCUAGCACACUGUUUGGGUCUGGACACAGCCAAAUUCUCGCAUUCGGCCAACCAUUUCGAAGAGAAUGACGGCGGUGACGCCAUUCCUAGUGUUCUGCAGAAUGACGCAGACCGAUUCAAGGACUGUGUUCCGUUGGAGAUCACUUGUGACCGAUGCAAGAUGGCGAGCGCGUUCCCCGGCGUGUUCGGUACUUCUGAAAAGGACAGCUCGCUAGCGAGCGGACUGCUUUGUCCUGUGUGCAAGGCAGACUUCUGGGGCUUCGACAAGGAGGGAAUCUACGGAAACGUGGGCGAUGAUCUCCAGGCUGUGCUGUCGAAUCGACUUCACAUCGCGACGCGACAAGCGACGAAGAAAUACUACGAGGCAUGGGCAGUGUGCUCAGACGUGACGUGCAAGACGCGGACUCAAAAGCAAUCGCUUCGAGGGAACGGAAAUAUCUGCUCAGCUGCUGGUUGCAGGGCUACAACGACGCUCGAGUACCCGGACAGUGCCUUGUACACUCAACUCAAGUAUUUCGAAUCUCUGUUUGAUGCUGAGCGAGCUCAAAAGAAGAUCCGAGAGCAGAAGGAGCGCGUUACAAGCACGACCACUGUGACGGAGCCCCCUCCGCUUUCUGAACGUCACCGUGCUGUGCUGCAGAAAUUGCUGUCUCAAGCUGAAGAGGCUGUCCACCGUGAUGACUAUAAUUGGGUCAAACCUUCCAUUUGGCAGACAUUGUUUACGUAGGGACCCCUCAGUCUUCCAGGCUGUGGUGCGGGAGGUUAUAAUGCAUAGAAAAUGGUGUUCCACUCA
Phytophthora infestans T30-4 is the source of this 4638-nucleotide messenger RNA. Its product is annotated as DNA polymerase alpha catalytic subunit, putative. Bases 1 to 4572 code for a protein of 1523 amino acids. Gene Ontology annotation, biological process: mitotic DNA replication initiation; lagging strand elongation; leading strand elongation. Gene Ontology annotation, cellular component: alpha DNA polymerase:primase complex. Gene Ontology annotation, molecular function: DNA replication origin binding; pyrimidine nucleotide binding; single-stranded DNA binding. The record is from RefSeq and is a predicted model, not a curated record. Lineage: Eukaryota; Oomycota; Peronosporomycetes; Peronosporales; Peronosporaceae. The transcript has 4 exons.